Molecule: messenger RNA, 1083 nt
Organism: Larimichthys crocea (large yellow croaker)
Lineage: Eukaryota; Metazoa; Chordata; Actinopteri; Sciaenidae
Gene: tatdn3l
Product: putative deoxyribonuclease TATDN3
Exons: 10
Coding region: 49-891 (280 amino acids)
Molecular function (GO): hydrolase activity, acting on ester bonds
Source: RefSeq, a predicted model, not a curated record
AACCGAACUUCCCAUCACUUGUGUCAGCUGUCUCCUACGAGUCCACGCAUGCGCGGAGCUAAUGUUUUGGUUGUGGACAUGCUGGGCUUCGUGGACUGUCACUGUCACAUCUCUGCGCGGGACUUUGACAAAGACAUAGAGGAGGUGAUUGACAGCUCGAAACAGGUUGGUCUGUUGGCGCUUUUAGCUGUGGCCGAGCAUGCAGGAGAGUUUGAGAAGAUAAUUGAGCUCUCACAGAGGUUUCCAGGUUUUAUUUUUCCCUGCCUGGGAGUCCAUCCUGUGCAAGACGUGUCCCCGGAGCAGCAGAGAGGGGCCCGUCUCCAGGAUCUCGAUGCCGCUCUGCCCAUAAUCGAGAAAUACAAAGACCACCUCGUGGCCAUCGGGGAGGUUGGUUUGGAUUUUACACCCCGUUACGUCAGCAGUGACACGGACAAAGACAGCCAAAGACAGGUCCUCGUUCGUCAGGCGCAGAUCGCCAAAGAACUGGAUCUCCCUCUGAAUGUUCAUUCUCGGUCUGCAGGACGACCCACCAUCCACCUCCUGAAGGAGCAAGGUGUCGAGAAAGCUCUGCUUCACGCUUUUGACGGGAAACCGUCUGUUGCCAUGGAGGGAGUGAAGGCUGGAUAUUUCUUUUCUAUCCCGCCGUCCAUUGUACGGAGUGAGCAGAAGCAGAAACUUGUGAAACAGUUGCCGUUAGAGAACAUCUGUCUGGAGACGGACUCACCAGCUCUCGGUCCAGAAAAGCAGGUGAGGAACGAGCCCAAAAACAUCUGCAUAAGUGCCGAGUACAUCAGUAAGAUCAAAGGUGUGUCACUGCAGACGGUGAUGGAGGUGACGACGCAGAACGCUCUGCGACUCUUUCCGAAGCUGAAAUCUGCCAUCAGACCUUGACGAAGCCGUAAAAGUUCAUUUCAUCAGUCUAUGAAUUAAAUGCCUGAGUAUCUUAACAUGGAAGUCUGGUUGAACCAAGAUGUCCUGAAGUGUGCAUGAAUAAAAACAGAGAGUCAGACCAGGUAUUAAAAGCUGAAUCACUGAAUAAUAUCUUAUAUUUUUCUUAAAUAAAAGGAAGAUGAGGUCAUUUCA